Molecule: messenger RNA, 2187 nt
Organism: Trypanosoma cruzi
Lineage: Eukaryota; Euglenozoa; Kinetoplastea; Trypanosomatida; Trypanosomatidae
Product: mitochondrial exoribonuclease DSS-1, putative
Exons: 1
Coding region: 1-2187 (728 amino acids)
Biological process (GO): mRNA catabolic process
Cellular component (GO): exosome (RNase complex); P-body
Molecular function (GO): RNA binding; 3'-5'-RNA exonuclease activity
Source: RefSeq, a predicted model, not a curated record
AUGAGUGCCCCGAGACGUGUAGUCAAACUUGUGCAGUUUUCUGGUUCCUACUUAAAUGGGACGUGGACACGGAAGUUUAUUCUCGGCUCGUUAUUGCAGCGCUACAGUCCCACGCCAGAAGCCGGUGGUACGACACCUUCUCCGUCUCUUCCCAAGAUGACCCGCGAGAGUGUUGCGUUGGAUAAGGAACUGCUUAGGCUACAACGCAUGCUUGGGGAAGUGUGGUCGCUUCCGGUGCGGCCUCUUGAUGCAUUGAGCGAGGCGCGUAUUUUUCGACUUCUCGCGCGGUACGCGGCUGGUGAAGGCGUUCUCUCCCUGGAGGCGUUGAGUGAACUGAAUCGAGUUCUUGCCUGCAUUCACGGCGCCCCACAGAGCGUUGAGGAUCCGCAGCAGAUGGAGUGUCUCCUUCAGGUGCUGCAGUACGUCGAACCGGGCGAUAACUUGCGACGCGUGGCAUUUUCUGGGGAACUGCAUUACCCACCGAGUGCGCUGUCGCAUAUGCAGCCAUACUUGACGGAGGAGCUCCAGCAGGACGGUGGUGAUCCGUUUGACUCUAUUCGGCAAUAUGUGGAUGGACCCGCAUAUGCCAUUGACUCUGCUACAACAUCGGAAGUGGACGACGCGAUUGGGGUGCACACGGAUCCAAGCACAGGGGAGGAGUACUUUGUCGUGUACGUGUCAGAUGCUACAGUGUAUUGCCCGUUCGACAGUCCGCUGGAACAGCUCACUGCGCGGCUUCUCACAACAACGACUUACCUGCCAGAAGGUGUCUUUUUUAUGCUACCAAAGCCGAUCGUGGAGGCGGCGACACUACGCGAGGAUCGGCCUUGUCGGACGUUUAACAUUCGUUUUCAGAUUGACGAGGUGACGGGAGAACUGAAGAACUACAGCAUUAGUGUUGGAUGGCUGAGGAAGCUACGCCGCAUCACAUACGAUGAGGUCCAGGUAUUGUAUGAUGCUAAGGAAGAAGGAACAGAAGAAGUUGCACGCCCGUCUUGGAUGGAGGCGGAAGACGUCCGCGCCCUGCACCGUAUCCACCUCGCAGCACGAAAACGGCUUGAGGAGCGUCGAGCACGUUCUCUUGAGCACUUUAUCGACGCAAACCUCCCGGAACCUCACAUCAAGGUUGAGGCAACACGUGUGUUAUCUGUAGAGGACCAAGUUGUUGCCACAAAAGAUGCUCGCUUAGCUGUCGCGGAGAUGAUGAUCGCCGCGAAUGAGGUUUGUUCUCGUGUAGCUCAGGCGAACCAUCUGCCUAUCCCAUACCGCGGCACACGGGAGCUUUCAAUGGAUCAUGAGGCAGCGCGUUCGUAUAGUGAGCCGCAGGGUGUCACUGAAGUGGCAUCCUUGGACCCACAGUACGUUUAUUUUGCCGAGGCGAUACAGCACGCAAUUCGGCAGCUGAGCGCCGUCACAAGGGCAGUUUACUUUCACACACCUAUCUACCAUGCAGGGCUUAACACGUAUAACUACACCCAUAGCACAAGUCCUUUGCGGCGGUAUGCGGACAUGUUGGUGCACCAUCAGUUAAAGAUGUGGUUGUGGCGCACCUCCGCACAGAGCAGGGGCCGUGCAGCGCCGACCUCUUCGCAGAAAAGGGCGGUAGUGGCGAUGAUUGAGCAGCCCAUUGCAGAAUACACCAUGGCCACUUUGUGUUCAAUGAUAAGCAACAAGCAGGAGCAGUCCAGGAUUUUACAGGAUAACAGCCAACGCUACUGGGUAUUGAGACAUAUUGAGCAGAACAUCCUCAAAAAGAAUCGUCAGUAUCGCUUUAUCUGUCUGGUUGGCGACACACGUGGCGUGGAAAGUGCGCCGGAGUACACACGUUUUAUGGAUUCCUCGCAUUGGGAUCAAAUCCGAGAGGAUAAAGAAUUUGGUGAUUAUGCGACCUCUUCGAAUUUGCAAAGUGUAAAACGAACAGUGCCAUUUAUUGGUCGGUGGCAGCAACGGCGCUGUGAAUACCGUUAUGUGUCCGAUAUCUACAUUCCCGAACUGCAGUUUGCACACGUAGUGCUCCACAGUCUGCCAAACGUGGUGAUAGGGGCGGUGGUGGAGUGUGAAGUGCUCACCGUACAUCCCACACAGGGACAGCUCACACUGAAGGUUGUAAACGUGUGGUCUGGUGGGGAUGAGCGUCGGUUUGAGUCGAUGUGGAAAAAGGCACUGCUUCCGUCGCUCGACUCGUGA